GGGAAGAGGUGGACUGACAACUCAUAGGGCCCCCGGGCAAUAGGGGAUCAUGGGACCCCUGUGUCCUUGCCCACAUUCAAAAAAAGCCUAUAAAAAGGUACCAGGGGCAUUUCAUGGGGCCCCCUACUGACUCUGGGCCCUCGGGCAGUGCCCGAGUUCUGAAUGGUCAGUCCACCCCUGGACAAGGGUAUUACCUGGUACGACAAUUCUCGGCCUACAUAGGUAAAUGUACUUUUUUGCGCACAAUUUCUAUUCUCGUUGUCAUCUUCUUGCAGGCUUUUUUGAGUUUGGGCAAGGACACAGGGGCCCCAUGAUCCCCUAUUGCUCGGGGGCCCCAU
This is a messenger RNA of Staurois parvus, 338 nucleotides long. Lineage: Eukaryota; Metazoa; Chordata; Amphibia; Anura; Ranidae. The record is from the annotation of a GenBank genome assembly.